GAGCUUCCUAUUGGCUGGUUGAGUUGCCCCGCCAGUGGAGUGUGGAAACAGCGCCAUAAUUAAACUGCGGGUCGAUUCAGGAGAAAUUUGCCAAAUUAAAAAAUUAAAUCCGAUAAGUGAAAGUACAGUGAAGCGUCGGAGAGAUUGUGACUUUACGAAACGUUCAGUUCGUGGCCGCGGGACUCGAGUUUCGUCCCGUUUGUGAAGCUAACGAAGCUAACAGACACAGCUGAUGCGGCGCGAGCCGGUAGCUAACGUGGCUAACUAACGUCAGCGGGUGUUUUCAGGUAGAGUCAACGACCACGGCUGCUCUCUGUCGAGCACAGCGGGGAUGAGCUGCCCGGUGAAUCUCCAGGCUCUGCCAUCCGGGGUGUUUGAAGAGGUGUUAACCCCGGAGAAUGUGAGAGGGAGAACAUCGUCAAACUCUCUGACUCCGCUGAGUUUCCCUAAAUCCAGGUCAGCUCUGUGGGACAGCAGCCCUGCAGGAGAGAAGCUCCGCCUCCAGCUCUGCUCGCACAGGAAGCCUCGGCUGGUGUUGUUGGAGAAAGCUCUGCGUCUGGCUCAGCGUCAUGUCCGUCAGAGUAAUAAGCCCCGCCUCCUCUGUUUCUUCUUGGGAUCAGUGUCUGUGGACUCAGAUGAGGACGGAGUCACGGUGACUCUGGACCGGUUCGAUCCGGGUCGGGACCAGGCCGGGUCCUCGGGCAGGGUUCCCUCUGCUCUGCUGCCCGGAGACGUCCUGGUUCCCUGUUUGUUCUCCACUCAGCCCGACACACCUGACGCUGUCGUCCAAUCAGAGGCAGAGCUCCAUCACUGCUUCAAGGUGCUGCAGCAGUUUGUGAGCGGCAGACAGACUCUGGAUCUGUCCCAGCUGUUAAAGGUCAGAGGUCGUGUGGUCUGCUCUCAGCAGUCCGACGCCGCCGCCUUCGCUCUCAGCUGGUCGGCUGUCUGUCCGUCCGUCACCGUGGACGUCCAGCCGGUCCGAGCCGUUCCCAUUAUCCCCACCGCUCUGCUGAGGAGUCUGACCGGCGUCAACCGACCGCCACUGCAUGCAGCCAACCGGCAGAGAGGGUUUCUGACCAUGGACCAGACCAGGAAACUGCUGCUGCUGCUGGAGUCUGAUCCUAAAGCCUCCAACCUGCCGCUGGUCGGACUCUGGCUGAGUGGACUCACACACAUCUACAACCCCCAGGUGCUGGCAUGGUGUCUGAGGUUCCUGUUCAGCUCUGCCCUCCAGGACAGAGUUCUGUCAGAGAGCGGCUGCUUCCUCCUCGUCCUGUUCGCCUCCACUCACAGAGCUCCUCAGUUCUACCAGUGUCGAGGACCCAGACCGGGACCAGGACCGGGACUACAGUUGAACUGUGAGCUGCUGACUGCCUUCCAGUCUGUGACACUCUACCAGCAGGUGGCGUCAGUGGACGGUCAGACUCUGCAGUGUGAGCUGGGUUCAGAGGGUCACAGCAGACAGGUGGAGGUCUUCAGAGACGCUCAGAGAUCCUUCAACAGAGCCCCCCCUCCAGCUGCCGGUCUGUCCGUCAGUGAUCAGGACUCUGGAGUCGAGGAUGAAGACCUGUCUCCACGACCGUCACCAAGUCCUCACCUCCCAGCUCAGCAGACUCGCAGAGUUCAGCCGUCCGUCCCUGAACUCUCUCUGCUCAUCGACAGCAGCUUCUCCUCCAAUCACAGCUCUCGGCAGGACCCUGGCCCCGCCCACAGACCUCCUCCACCUCCUGCUGCUGACAGGAAGUCUGCUCCUCUAACAGGAAACACUUCUUCCACCUCCUCAGCUCCCAGACCUGCUCCUCCUCCUCACCAACACAGCACCCCCAACUCCAACCUGCAGCAGCCCUGCUCCUGCUGCUCCACCCACACCUACAGCUGCACCUCCAUAUUCUCCUCCCCUGGACUCCUCCCUGCUCCUCUUCCACCUUCCUCACAUCACCACACUCCUCACCCUUCCAGAAACCAUACACCCACUCCUAUUGUUCCUCCUUCCUCCAGUCGAGGUACUCCUCCAUCCUCCCAUCACUCUCCUCCUCCUCCCUCCCCCCAACAGCCAUCUUUCAGCCCCCCUGCUCCUCCACCUUCCCUUCACCCCUCCUCUCCUCCUUCCUCCCACCACCACACUCCACCUCCCUCUACUCAUGUCUCUGCUCCUCCUCCUCCCUCCACCCAUCUCCCCCCUGCUCCUCAUUGUCCCUGCAGCCAUCCUCCUCCCCUCCUCAGGUGUGGUGACUCCCCCUCUCCUCACCCCUCCUUCCCUGUGUCUCCCCCCUGGCUCCCCCGUCCUUCCUGUGGGAGUCAGUGCUGUGAUCAGGAGGUGGGGGGAGGAGGAGGAGUUGCACCGUCUGACACCUACCAGCUCCUCCUCCAUCAAGACCGACAGCUGCGCCUCCUGCAGGCUCAGGUGCAGAUGCUGCUGGAGGCUCAGGUGAAGCUUCAGUCCUCCGCUCAGCCGGUCGACACUCAGACGCCCAGGAGCACGACCAGUGUCGCCGUGGGGACAGGUGCCAGUCUGUUCUGGGGGAAUCCUGUCGAGCUCCUCCCUCAUCAGGAGGCACAGGUCCCUCCCCCUUCUUCCCCUAAACCUCCCGCCUCGUCCUGCUCCAGCCCCUCCUCCUCCUCCUCCUCCUCCUGCAGACGCUCCUCCUCUCAUGACCUGUCCGUCAGCAGGCCAGUGGGCGGGGCCGAAGACGGUGACAUCACGCAUCAGGUGGCUCAGCACAGUGGUCUGCAGAGUCCAGUCCUGGGGGAGAGUGUGAGCAUGUACAGAGCUGCAGACGACGACCAGCAGAGCUUCUACCACAACCUCAUGACUCAGCUGACCAGUCGUCUCCAGGAGUCAGACAGUGGGCAGGAAGUGGAGGAGGAGGAGUUCAGGAGGAGGAGUUUGUCUGUGGUUUCUGACCGCUCCCACUCCUCCUCCUCCUCCUCUUCUUCCAGGAGGAAGCAGCAGCAGCAGAGUCCAGGAGGAGACCCGGUGAUCAGCGCCACCCUGAGGCACCUGCAGCAGCUCGGAGUCAACGUGGACAAAAAGGAUCUGACGGAGUCUGACAGAGACCGGGUCAGAACUGUGGAGAGCGUCAGCACUCUGGCGAGCAUCAACCCGGCAGCCGUCGUGUCCAGACUGAGCGUGUCCGACUCUGACCAGACCGUCAGCUCUCUGUUCCCGGGGGCCAGCGUGGACCUGAGCCUGGAGGCCAACGCCAUCGCCCUGCGUUACCUGAGCGACUCUCAGCUCAGCAGGUUGUCUCUGGGAGGCCACGCCCCCCACCCGGGCCCCACACCCUCCUCCGCCACCUCCCUGCUGUCGCCUAGCAACAUGUCCCUGGCCACCAAGAAGUACAUGAGGAGGUACGGCCUGAUCGAGGAGGAGGACAGGGAGGACGGAGACGAGGAGGUCGGAGAUCAGGAGCCGUCGAUUCGUCAGCCGCUGACCGAAGCUCUGAACGUGAAGCUCCUCCCACAGAGUCAGCUGAUCAGAGACCUGCGGCCGAAGAUGCAGGUGUUGGCCGAAAACACCAAACUGAGCGCCGCCGACAAGGAGAACUGCUCCAGUGGGCGGCCAUCUUUACUGAGGGCGAGCAGCCGGCAGACAGAGGGGUCGGUGGGAAACAUCCUGGACCUGAGCCGCCUGAGGCAGCUGCCCAAACUCUUCUGACAACAAAACUCCUGCUACAGACUGUAAAAACUGUCAGAUCUUAAAUGGAGCCUGGUCUGACUCCAGUCCUGGUUUUCAUGGUCCAGUCUGGAAAACUGAAAACCAGCUGUGACGAUGAAAGAGCUUCUGGAACUUUUAAAAACUCAUAUUUUAAAUGGAGUCUGGUGUGUCUGUGGUGCUCGGUGUCGAAUCACUCUGCUGGUCUGAUCUGGUCCUGGUUUUUCUGGUCCAGGUCCGGUUUUACUGGGAGUCUUCCAUCUUGAGGCAGCUGGAGCGUUCGAGGUGAAACAUCUGUCUGAUCCAGAUGCUGCUCCGACGACUGCCAACGCUGGAACACUGUAAAAACUGUACAUUUUUAAAUGGAGUCUGGUGUGUGUGAAGUGUUCAGUGUAGAGGGACUGGUUUUAUCUGCUUCAGUGUUUCUGUCUCUUUUUAUUUUUAUGUCCAAACAGAUUUUUAUUUUUAAUUAUUCUAUUAAUAAACUCUUGAAUCUUUUA
This is a messenger RNA of Lates calcarifer (barramundi perch), 4155 nucleotides long. It is a transcript of the gene stil, whose product is annotated as STIL centriolar assembly protein. Gene Ontology annotation, biological process: mitotic spindle organization; smoothened signaling pathway; centrosome duplication. Lineage: Eukaryota; Metazoa; Chordata; Actinopteri; Centropomidae. The record is from RefSeq and is a predicted model, not a curated record. Gene Ontology annotation, cellular component: centriole; centrosome.